This is a messenger RNA of Brienomyrus brachyistius, 3223 nucleotides long. It is a transcript of the gene tmc5, whose product is annotated as transmembrane channel like 5. Lineage: Eukaryota; Metazoa; Chordata; Actinopteri; Osteoglossiformes; Mormyridae. Gene Ontology annotation, molecular function: mechanosensitive monoatomic ion channel activity. Bases 471 to 2972 code for a protein of 833 amino acids. The transcript is spliced from 22 exons. The record is from RefSeq and is a predicted model, not a curated record. Gene Ontology annotation, cellular component: plasma membrane.
GGGAAAUGUUAUUGUUGGAGGCCACGUAUGAGACACGCUCCGCCUCUAAGGCGCUGGCAACCGUAUCUAACAGAUAGAGUCCAUGAGUAACCAGCUAGGCGGGGGUGCAUUAAGGAAAUUAUAAGAGGAAAUUAUAAGGCAUCGAAGAUGACGUACAGAUCGGGAGAAAAAUGAUAUAUUACAGGCGGACUUUUACCUUUAGAAGAGGACACUGUGUUACUGCUUUGUAAAACCGGCUUUUAAACGCCAUCGUCAUGUAAGGAUUAUAGGACUGAAGAUAAAUGAGAACCCCAACUAAUUCCUUUAAAAAGAUUCCACUAAGAGCAGUAAAGAGAAGAUUGCUCCCCAAUAUAACGGAAGCACGAGAGGGUCCCAGCUGCUGCUUGUACAUGGCGCACUGAGAAGAGGCUCGACCACAGAGUGGAAGAGGGGUACGACAGUGAAAGCAAAGGAAGGAGCCAGACGUCACCAUGUCAUAUUAUGAUGGGGAGGGCCUCUUCAACCCUGCCUACCACGACUCUGAAACGCUGGAAAUAGACAGGAGUCCCUCAAGAAAGAGUAAUCAUCACAACCAUUAUGACUGGAACCCAGAGCCCGCUGCCAUGCUGCCACUCCAUGUGGGUGGGGGGGACUGGCUCAGGGGUCAGGGCAGCUGGAGGUCUCCGGACAGCAUUCCCAUGGUUCCACUCUCCAGCCAGUAUGGAGACAGGGCAUGGCAGCUUAACCACGAGCCAGGCAACGGUCAGAUACGAAUGAAUUUGCCGAUGGAUUCCAGUACAUUCCGCCAUGAGGAGCAGCCCCCGGGGACGCUGCGAAUGAGUGUCACAUCAAUGCGACGGAGAGGAACACUGAAGACAGGUCUACUGCCAGGUGGUAAUGUAGCUCUGGAGAAGAUUGGCCUGACUGAAGAAGACGUAAGGGAUGAGAUCAUGAGCGAGGAGCAGGACCUAGUGAAAGAGCUGGUGGCCUUGUCAACGAGGGAAUGUAUCCAGGCCAUCCGAGACCUACCCAUGUGCAUGGAAGACAAGAAAAAUAUCCGGAACCAAGUACUGGCAUCAAAGUCGUCUAAGAAGGGCUUCUUGCUCACUUGUUCCGCGGACUGUUCUGAGCAGAUUUCUUUGUCUCUCCGCAGGUGUGGCGUCGGCUUGUCAUCGGCCAGGCAGGCCGUGCAGCUGUGGCAGGGCACCAUGAAGGAGAUCGGGGGCCGUUUUGGCACCAGCGUCCUGUCGUACUUCAGCUUCCUGAAGUGGCUGCUCAUGUUCAACACCAUCUCCUUCUUGGUCAACUUCGGCUUCAUCACCAUCCCGCAGCUGGUGCAGACCUCAGGGAGGAGCCCUGAUGUACGGUUCACAGGGCUAGAACUGAUCACCGGUGCUGGGUAUUUCAAUCAGACAGUAAUGUACUAUGGUGGCUACAUUAAUGGGACGAAGGACAAUGACUUCGAGUACAACAUGCAGCUGGCCUACUUCUUCACCAUCGCAGCCUACCUGGUCUUAUGUGGAGUGUCUCUUAUCUACAGCAUGGCCAAGUCGUUCCGGAGGAACUUUGUGCUCUCGGACCUGAGCUCGGGCAGCGCCUGGCGUCUCCUGUGCAGCUGGGAUUUCAGCAUGGUCAAUGAGAGAGCUGUACGACAGCGUAAGAAUAACCUGCGUGUCCAGCUUAAGGAGUCUCUUUCGGAAGUGAUGCAGACAGAUUUCCUGGCCGUGUCAGAGAAGAUGAAGCAGUUUGGAAUUCACCUGUGCACCUGGGUGGUUUCCGCAGGGCUUGCAGCCAGCUCCUGUGCUGCCAUAUACUACCUAUGUCAGUACAAUCUGCAGAUCAAAGUGUCUCAGAACCCUGGAAAUCUGAAGGAAGAGGCCUCCACUCUGCUUCUCCCAUUCGUGGUGUCCCUAUUCAACCUUGUCAUCCCACUCCUCUACUCACUGCUCAGCAAGGUGGAGAAUUACUCCAACCCUCGCUUUCAGAUCUACGUCAUCAUCCUCAGAAAUGUCUUCUUAAAGAUGUCCAUUCUCGGCAUCCUGUGCUAUCAUUGGGUGAACAAUGUGACUACAAACAUACCAAUGUGUUGGGAAUCUUAUGUGGGACAAGACUUGUACCGGCUCGUGAUUGUCGACUUCUUCUUCUCCAUAUUUGGCUCAUUCUUCGGAGAGUUUCUGCGCAGAAUCGUCGGAACCAGAUGUAUGCCAAGCAUUGGGAUUCCAGAGUUUGAUAUCGCUAAAAACGUUUUAGACCUGAUCUAUGCACAGACCCUGACAUGGAUUGGCAUUUACUUUUCCCCACUCCUGCCACUUAUACAGAUGAUAAAGUUAUUUCUUCUGUUCUACUUGAAGAAGGUCAGCCUAAAUAGGAACUGCCAGCCCCCCCGCCGGUCUGGCCGUGCUGCUCAGAUGCAGACCAUCUAUAUUGCACUGCUCUUCUUCCCCUCCUUUGUGGGGGCGCUGUCUUUGGUGGCGUACACAGUGUGGUGUCUGACGCCCUCAGACAGCUGUGGGCCCUUCCAGGGCCUCAACACCACCUUUGAGGCAGUGUCCCUCUGGAUGGAGGACACGGCCAUCAUCUCACAAUUCUCCUGGGCCGUGUGGAUCUACAGCCAUAUGAUUAAGAGCGAGCUCUUCUUCUUCCUUCUUGCCCUGAUCCUCCUUGUGCUGAUAUACUUUUUUUGGCAAAUAACUCAAGGACGCAAAAUGUUGAUUAUUCUUCUCAAAGAACAGAUCAUUAAUGAGGGCAAAGACAAAGCUUUUCUGUUAGAGAAGCUCAGGACUUUUCAGAAUAUUUCCUUGGUUCCCCAUCAUGCAGAGAAUGUGCAUGAACCUCAGUACUUUGAGAGGACAUAUCAGACUGCAUCAGAUUACACUGAAGGCUAUCAAAGAGGGGCUUGCCCUGAAGAGGACACCCCUCCUUUUGCAUCCAGUGCUCUGAUCCAGGCUAUGCUGGCUAGACAGCAAGCGGAGGAAGAAGAUGACGAGUAUUAACAGCUCCGGUUCAUUAUAUCAUCUCUGCAAUGAUAUUUAGUAGUUUUACUCCAGUUGUAAAGCAGGGGGUCUUUCUUGAGCAGUUUGCUAUUUAAGUAACCCCCUUGCUAAAGGGUGCACCAGGUCUUCUGCUGUGAUUACUUGAAAUGCUACCAGAUGUCAAAAGUGUUUUGUUCUCUCCACAAACAAAUGCUCUCCAUUCCUAGUUGCCCGGCCUUUAAAUAUCACAGUAAAAAAAAGAGACAAUUUGA